AUUUAAACAGCGCUUUGUCAACACUCUAUGUCAAACAGCUUUUGUUUAUCGUUUUUGACAGCAGUAAACAGCUGAUUUCAAGUUUUUCAUUUUUUUAAUAAAGUGCAGUAAACAAAUGGUUUACAUUCGUGAAAAAUAAUGCGAAUAUGUAUGGUCACGGAUUUCUUUUAUCCAAGUAUAGGCGGUGUAGAGGAACACGUUUUCAAUUUAUCGCAAAUCUUAUUAACCCACGGUCAUAAAGUCAUUGUGUUAACACACUCGUAUGGCGAUUGCAAAGGCAUUCGUUACUUAACGAAUGGUUUAAAAGUUUAUUAUUUACCAAUUAAGCCAUUUUACAAUCAAUGUAUACUGCCAACAAUACUUUGUCAAAUACCUCUGAUCCGAUGUGUGCUACUAAGGGAAUGUAUAGAAGUUGUGCAUGGACACUCUGCGUUCAGUACAUUGGCACAUGAAGCAAAUAUUAUAGGCAAUAUGCUAGGUUUAAGGACUGUUUUCACGGAUCAUAGCCUCUUCGGCUUUGCUGAUUUGUCGGCCGUUUUCACUAAUAAAAUGUUGCAGAUUAAUUUGGCCAAUGUAAACCACUGCAUCUGUGUCUCUCAUAUUGGUAAAGAAAAUACUGUGUUGCGUGCACGCAUACCGAAAGAGAAUGUUUCGGUCAUACCAAAUGCUGUCGACACUGCCUUAUUUACACCGGAUCCAAGUAAACGGCCCUCAGACGGCAAAAUUAACAUUGUGGUUGCCUCGCGACUUGUGUACCGUAAGGGAAUCGAUUUAUUAGCUGGUGUCAUUCCACGUUUUAGGUAUACGCCUAAUAUAAAUUUUAUAGUAGUAGGUGAUGGACCAAAGCGAGACCUACUCGAAGAGAUACGAGAAAAGGCCAAUAUGCAAGAUCGAGUAGAGUUGAUUGGAGCAGUUGAACAUUCUCAAGUUCGCGACAUUCUUGUACGCGGGCACAUUUUCGUAAAUACAUCGCUUACUGAGGCGUAUUGUAUGGCUAUAGUGGAAGCAGCUUCAUGUGGUUUACAAGUGGUUUCCACUCGUGUGGGUGGUAUACCCGAAGUUUUACCAUCGAAUUUAAUCAUUCUUACGGAUCCUGAAGUCGAUUCCGUUUACCAAGGCGUACUCAAAGCUCUUGACCGAUACACACAGUUUUGCAAAAAACAAAAGCUACACCCAGUCGCAGCAGGCAUUGAAAAGAAUUACAGUAUUUAUAGUAACGGUAUUUCAAACGGAAAUGCUGCAAAUUCUACAAAACCUAGUAAACGGAAGAACAAUAAAAAAUCAACAAAUUCGGUAGUAAAUAUACAAAAGGAACCAAGAAAUAUUGGAGAUUUUGAAAAUCAUGAAGAUGACGCAGUGCUUUGCCCAUAUAAAUGCAAUGAAAUUGUGUCAACGUUGUACAAUUGGGAGAAUGUUACACAGCGCACCGAGAAAGUAUAUAUGCGUAUUUUAGCCGAACCUGAGAAAUCACUUGGCGAUCUACUUUACGGUUACCUACGCAGUAAAGUUUGGCCAUUCCUGCUGGUGAUAUCUAUGGCACAUGUUAUACUCUUGUUUUUGGAAUAUUUACGUCCACGUCGAUAUAUGGAAAAAGCCAAAGAACUGACACUCUUGAGAAAACAGUAAACUAGAUUUAAUUUUGAUUAUGAACAUAUAUGUACAUUUAGUUUAAAUUGAAAUUAUUAUAAUGCAAUAUAUUUUUUUAAGUAAAAACAAA
Zeugodacus cucurbitae (melon fly) is the source of this 1717-nucleotide messenger RNA. RefSeq names its product phosphatidylinositol N-acetylglucosaminyltransferase subunit A (gene PIG-A). Bases 139 to 1626 code for a protein of 495 amino acids. The transcript has 6 exons. The record is from RefSeq and is a predicted model, not a curated record. Gene Ontology annotation, molecular function: phosphatidylinositol N-acetylglucosaminyltransferase activity. Gene Ontology annotation, biological process: GPI anchor biosynthetic process. NCBI's taxonomy places the organism in Eukaryota, Metazoa, Arthropoda, Insecta, Diptera, Tephritidae. Gene Ontology annotation, cellular component: glycosylphosphatidylinositol-N-acetylglucosaminyltransferase (GPI-GnT) complex.